Parasteatoda tepidariorum (common house spider) is the source of this 1245-nucleotide messenger RNA. RefSeq names its product glutamate [NMDA] receptor subunit 1-like. Gene Ontology annotation, cellular component: membrane. NCBI's taxonomy places the organism in Eukaryota, Metazoa, Arthropoda, Arachnida, Araneae, Theridiidae. Gene Ontology annotation, biological process: monoatomic ion transport. The record is from RefSeq and is a predicted model, not a curated record. Gene Ontology annotation, molecular function: signaling receptor activity; ligand-gated monoatomic ion channel activity.
AUGACAUCAAAAAAUAAAUUUCCAAAUCACAUUGUUGUGGCAGUUUUGACUUUUAAAAAUUUUUUGGAAGUGAAAGAAACUCCAGGAAAGGAAAUAAAAAUAUCCGGAGGAGUUGAUGGGAGACUGUUAAAUGUUCUAUCUCAAGCUCUUAGGUUCCAAUACACAGUUCUCAAGACUCCAGAUAAUGAAUGGGGUCGAUUCAUAAAUGGACAAUGGUCAGGAAUAAUUGGCAUGGUAAACAGAAGUGAAGCAGACAUAGCGAUUGGACUAUUAAGUUACAAUAAGGAACGUGAAUCAGCUGUUGAUUUUACUGAACCAUACACAGCUAAUGAAAUUACAUUUAUUACAGCCCCUCCAAGAAUGCGAAGUAGGACAUCAGCUUUUGUGCAACCGUUUGAUUAUAUUACGUGGUCAUGUGUUAUCAGUUGCAUUAUCAUAGUACCACUGGUGUUCUAUUUCAUAGCCAAGAGAAGAUACAACUUUCUCAGAAUAUUUAUCGGCAUUUAUGGUAGUAUAUGUCACCAAAAUAUCAGCCCAUCGUUUAUGGGGAAAAACUUCUUUACAGUUCUGUGGCUAUGGACUGCGUUUAUGAUAUCAGUGAGCUAUACAAAUGUUUUACUUGCUUUUUUGACUGUGCCGACCCGAGAUAAGGCAAUUACAAGCUUCGAGGAAAUGAAGGAAGCCAUUUACAAGGAAAAAUAUAAAAUAAUGGUUACAAGGGGAACUACCGCGAUUCCUACAUUCCUGAUGAGUGGAAAAAAGAACUUAAUUUACAUUGCUCAAAUGAUAGAAAGCAAUAACUGGUAUGUAUCUAUGGAGGAUUAUUUAAACGAAAAUAAGUUUGACGGAUCAACAGCGUUUCUUGGGGCAAGGUCUGUAUUUUAUUUUAAGUAUGGCAAAGAACCUUUCACUACCAAAUACGUUCCACAAGAAUCUGGAUUUUCUGUUCCUUGUGGCAUUGCAGUAAGGCGAGGAUUUUGCUGUAAAGAUAUGCUGGACAUCAGCAUAACAAGAAUAAAGCGUACUGGCAUUUUCCAAAAAAUUGUAAAUGAUCAGUUGUUUAGAAAUUGGCUUUAUGAAGUUGAAAAACCUCUGCCCAAAUCAUCAGAACAUAAACUUUCGUUGAGCGACUUGUUAGGAGUUUUCAUAUUGUUGUUGUGUGGUAUUAUUGCUUCUAUAUUUGUCCUCAUUAUGGAAAUUUUUCAUAAUUUAAGUUUAGAUCUUAAAUAUAGAUUUCAAGUAUAA